This is a messenger RNA of Schistosoma curassoni, 468 nucleotides long. The record is from the annotation of a GenBank genome assembly. Lineage: Eukaryota; Metazoa; Platyhelminthes; Trematoda; Strigeidida; Schistosomatidae.
AUGAUAAAUACAGAGAAAUCAUCAAAGGAGAUGAUUUUUAAAUUUCAUAAUAAGGUACGAAAAGAUGUACUGAAAGGUGUUUUAUCAGAUCAACCUAAAGCGAAAAAGAUGCCUAAACUUAAAUGGAAUAAACUUUUAGCUGAAAAAGCUAAAGAUCAUGUUAAAAAAUGUAUAUUGGAUAGUGGAAAUCUUGGAGAUUUAUACGUUGGUAAAUUUGAUUCUGUUGGACAAACUGUAGCAGAACAUACAACAAUACAAAAUAUACUGGAUACUUGGUUAGAAGAAAAAAAUGAUUAUAAUUUCGAGAAGAAUACAUGUGAAGAAGAAUGUGGGAAUUAUAAACAAAUAGUAUGGGCAAACACUACAGACAUUGGCUGUGCUUCAAAUAAAUGUGGUAACAGGUAUAUGGUUGUAUGUAAUUACGCUCCAGGGGCUGAUGAUGAAAGGCCAUAUGAAAAGGAUUCAUAA